AUGGGGAAACAGAAAACCCACAACAACAUCGUUGUCACUGGGCAUGUAGAUUCAGGGAAGUCUACCACAACUAGCCAUCUGAUCUACAAAUGUGGCGGGAUCAACCACAGAACAAUUGAAAACUUCAAGAAGGAGGCUGCCAAGAUGGGAAAGGGCUCCUUCAAGUAUGCCUGGGUCCUGGACAAACUGAAAGCUGAAUGUGAGCAUGGUAUCACCAUUGAUAUCUCCCUGUGGAAAUUUGAGGACAGCAAGUACUGUGUUACUAUCAUUCAUGCCCCAGGACAGAGAGAUUUUAUUAAAAAUAUGAUUAUGGGCACAUCCCAGGCUGACUGUGCUGUACUAAUUGUUGCUGCUGGUGUUGGUGCAUUUGAAGCCGGUAUUUCCAAGAGCCAGCAGACCCGUGAGCAUGUCCUUCUGGCUUACACUCUGGGUGUAAAACAGCUAAUUGUUGGAGUUAACAAAAUGGAUUCCACUGAGCUGCUCUACAGCCAGAAGAGAUAUGAGGAAAUUGUUAAGGAAGUCAGCACCUACAUUAAGAAAAUUGGCUACAACCCCAACACAGUAGCAUUUGUGCCAGUUUCUGGCUGGAAUCAUAACAACAUGCUGGAGCCAAGUGCAAAUAUGCCAUGGUUCAAGAGAUGGAAAGUCACCCAUAAAAAUGUCAAUGCCAGUGGAAUCAUUCUGCUUGAAACUUUGGGUUGCAUCCUGCCACCAAUUCACCCAACUGACAAACCCUUGUGUUUGCCACUCCAGGAUGUCUAUAAAAUUGGUGGUAUUGGUACUGUCCCUGUGGGUCGAGCGGAGAUUGGUGUCCUCAAACCUGGCAUGGUGGCCAUCUUUGCUCCAGUCAAUGUGUCAACUGAAGUGAAGUCUGUAGAAACGCACCAUGAAGCACUGAGUGAAGCCCUUCCUGGGGACAAUCUGGGCUUCAAUGUCAAGAGUGUAUCUGUCAAAGAUGUUCAUCGUGGUAAUGUGGCUGCUGACAGCAAAAAUGACCCACCAAUGGAAGCAGCUGGCUUCACAGCUCAGGUGAUUAUUUUGAGCCAUUCAGGCCAAAUCAGCGCUGGAUAUGCACCUGUGCUGGACUGUCACACAGCUCUCAUUGCUUGCAAGUUUGCUGAGCUGAAGGAGAAGAUUGAUUGUCGUUCUGGCAAAAAGCUGAAAGAUGGCCCUAAAUUCUUGAAAUCUGGUGAUGCUGCCAUUGUUGAUAUGGUUCUUGGCAAGCCCAUGUGCGUCAAGAGCUUCUCUGACUAUCCUCCCCUGGGCUGUUUUGCUGUGUGUGUGACAUGA
Messenger RNA from Capra hircus (goat), 1290 nucleotides. RefSeq names its product elongation factor 1-alpha 1-like. Bases 1 to 1290 code for a protein of 429 amino acids. The record is from RefSeq and is a predicted model, not a curated record. NCBI's taxonomy places the organism in Eukaryota, Metazoa, Chordata, Mammalia, Artiodactyla, Bovidae. Gene Ontology annotation, biological process: translational elongation; translation. Gene Ontology annotation, molecular function: translation elongation factor activity; GTP binding; GTPase activity. The transcript is spliced from 2 exons.